Messenger RNA from Pisolithus orientalis, 222 nucleotides. RefSeq lists its product as uncharacterized. The record is from RefSeq and is a predicted model, not a curated record. The transcript is spliced from 5 exons. Gene Ontology annotation, cellular component: mitochondrion. The coding region runs from base 1 to 222 and encodes 73 amino acids. NCBI's taxonomy places the organism in Eukaryota, Fungi, Basidiomycota, Agaricomycetes, Boletales, Pisolithaceae.
AUGGCCGUACCAAGCUUUGUGCAGCUCGAUCCCGCCAUCGAGCGAUGGAACCACAUGCGUGAGGAUGCAUACAAACACUUCAGGUUCACUCGUCGCACUAGCCUGAUAACUUUCACUGGCUGCGUGCUCAUUCCAUCAGUCAUCUACUACGUAGCUUCCGAGACGCAGAACAAGUUCAAAUGGACGGGAAAGCGGAAGGGGGAUUCACUCGUUCAAUCAUGA